AUGGGCAUGAAGAACCAGACGUGGGUCAGCGAGAUUGUUCUCUUGGGAUUUCAGAAUCUCCACAACUUCAAGGUUCCCGUGUUCUCUCUGUUCCUUCUGAUUUACAUUCUGACAGUUUGGGAGAACGUCCUCAUCAUAGUGUUGGUGGCCUUCAGCCGGAACCUCCACUCCCCCAUGUACUUCUUUCUCCAGCAGCUGUCUGCAUGUGACCUUCUAGAGUCCGCAAUUAUUUUACCUAUCUUGCUCCAAACUGUAAUUUAUGAGAAAGUCACAUUGCCCUUUAUUGGUUGUAUGAUGCAAUUUUCUUCUUUUGCUGUCCCUGAAGACUUUGAGUGUUUGCUCCUAGCAGUAAUGGCCUAUGACAGAUAUGUGGCCAUCUGCAUCCCCCUGAGAUACACUUCUAUAAUGUCCCACAGGGUUUGUGUUACAUUCAUUCUCAUAUCAUGGCUACUAAGCUUCAUGUUUGCUUUGGGUCUUGCCAGUACAGUGGCUUCCCUACAGUUCUGCAACCAAAAUACUAUAAAUCAUUUCUUCUGUGAUUUCUUCCCUCUCCUUGAACUUUCCUGCUCAGAUACUUUCUUAGUGUAUAUAAAUAUCAUCUUAGAGUCCAUUCCUUUGGUUUUGUUCCCCUUUAUACUCAUCAGUGUAUCAUAUAUGUGUAUUGCCCAUGCAAUCCUAAAGAUAGUGUCCCAUACCGGGAGGCAAAAAGCCUUCUCCACCUGCAGCUCCCACUUGGCCGUGGUCUCCAUGUUUUAUGGGACUCUCAUUGCUCUUUACAUGGCUCCUCCAAGGAAAGAAUCACAGACCACAAGUAAAGUUCUCUCUCUGUUAUACACAGUAGUGACCCCAUUGGUUAACCCACUUAUCUACAGCCUGAGAAGUAAAGAUAUCAGAAAAAUCAUGCAAAGAGUUUUAAAUGGAACCAAGUAA
Molecule: messenger RNA, 930 nt
Organism: Xenopus tropicalis (tropical clawed frog)
Lineage: Eukaryota; Metazoa; Chordata; Amphibia; Anura; Pipidae
Gene: or11an13b
Product: olfactory receptor family 11 subfamily AN member 13B
Exons: 1
Coding region: 1-930 (309 amino acids)
Biological process (GO): signal transduction; G protein-coupled receptor signaling pathway; detection of chemical stimulus involved in sensory perception of smell
Cellular component (GO): plasma membrane; membrane
Molecular function (GO): G protein-coupled receptor activity; olfactory receptor activity
Source: RefSeq, a predicted model, not a curated record